CAAAACUCUCCCCCUCAAUCGCGGGGAGACUGGACGCCCCGCCGAGCCCAGAGGGGGCGGGGCUCCGGGACGGGCUCUGCUCAUCGGGGGCGGGGCCAGGCAGCGCCGUCUGCGCUACCAUUGGCCGAGAGCCCCGGACUGGCGGGCGCACGUCACGGGCCGGGCCCACCCCCUUGGCAAUGUCUUCAGCCUGCUGCACUCCUAAGUUAAGCAUUUAUUCCACUGGGAUAGAAGCGGCAGGAGCAGCGUUGGCAUCGGCGAACCAUGGCUGGGAUUUUUUAUUUCGUCCUUUUUUCGUUUCUCUUUGGGAUUUGCGACGCUGUCACCGGUUCCAGGGUGUAUCCCGCGAAUGAAGUUACCUUAUUGGAUUCCAGAUCUGUUCAGGGAGAACUUGGGUGGAUAGCCAGCCCUCUGGAAGGAGGGUGGGAGGAAGUGAGUAUUAUGGAUGAAAAAAACACACCAAUCCGAACCUACCAAGUCUGCAACGUGAUGGAGCCCAGCCAGAAUAACUGGCUGCGAACUGAUUGGAUCACCCGAGAAGGGGCUCAGAGGGUGUACAUCGAGAUCAAGUUCACCUUGAGGGACUGCAACAGUCUUCCGGGUGUCAUGGGCACUUGCAAGGAGACGUUUAACCUGUACUACUAUGAAUCAGACAACGACAAAGAGCGUUUUAUCCGAGAGAGCCAGUUUGCCAAAAUUGACACCAUCGCAGCCGACGAGAGCUUCACCCAAGUAGACAUUGGCGACCGAAUCAUGAAGCUAAACACGGAGAUCCGGGAUGUGGGGCCGUUGAGCAAAAAGGGGUUCUAUCUGGCUUUUCAGGAUGUGGGGGCCUGCAUCGCCUUGGUAUCGGUCCGCGUGUUCUACAAGAAGUGUCCGCUCACCGUUCGCAAUCUGGCCCAGUUUCCGGACACCGUCACAGGCGCUGAUACUUCUUCCCUGGUGGAAGUUCGAGGCUCCUGUGUCAACAACUCAGAAGAGAAGGAUGUGCCAAAAAUGUACUGCGGGGCAGAUGGUGAAUGGCUGGUACCCAUUGGCAACUGCCUAUGCAAUGCCGGGCAUGAAGAGCGGAAUGGAGAAUGCCAAGCUUGCAAAAUCGGAUAUUACAAGGCCCUCUCCACGGAUGCCGCCUGUGCCAAGUGCCCGCCACACAGCUACUCCGUCUGGGAAGGCGCCACGUCGUGUACCUGUGACCGAGGCUUCUUCAGAGCGGACAACGAUGCCGCCUCCAUGCCCUGCACCCGCCCACCAUCUGCUCCUCUCAACUUGAUUUCAAAUGUCAAUGAGACUUCUGUGAACUUGGAAUGGAGCAGUCCUCAGAACACGGGUGGCCGCCAGGACAUUUCCUACAAUGUCGUGUGCAAGAAGUGUGGAGCGGGUGACUCCAGCAAGUGCCGACCCUGUGGAAGUGGGGUCCACUACACCCCACAGCAAAACGGCCUGAAGACCACCAAGGUCUCCAUCACUGACCUCCUGGCUCAUACCAACUACACGUUUGAAAUCUGGGCGGUGAAUGGUGUGUCCAAGUAUAACCCUAGCCCAGACCAAUCCGUGUCCGUCACUGUGACCACCAACCAAGCCGCACCCUCAUCCAUUGCUUUGGUCCAGGCUAAAGAAGUUACAAGAUACAGUGUUGCUCUGGCUUGGCUGGAACCAGAUCGGCCCAAUGGGGUGAUCUUGGAGUAUGAAGUGAAGUAUUAUGAGAAGGAUCAGAAUGAACGAAGCUAUCGAAUCGUCAGGACAGCUGCCAGGAACACAGAUAUCAAAGGCCUGAACCCUCUGACUUCCUAUGUUUUCCAUGUCCGAGCCAGGACAGCAGCUGGCUAUGGAGAUUUCAGCGAGCCCCUGGAAGUCACAACCAACACAGUGCCUUCCAGGAUCAUCGGAGACGGGGCCAACUCCACUGUCCUGCUGGUCUCCGUCUCGGGCAGCGUGGUGCUGGUGGUUAUUCUCAUCGCAGCUUUUGUCAUCAGCAGAAGACGGAGUAAAUACAGUAAAGCAAAACAAGAAGCAGAUGAAGAGAAACAUUUGAACCAAGGUGUUAGAACUUACGUGGAUCCCUUUACGUAUGAAGAUCCCAACCAAGCAGUUCGAGAAUUUGCCAAAGAAAUCGACGCAUCCUGCAUUAAGAUUGAAAAAGUCAUAGGAGUUGGUGAAUUUGGCGAAGUAUGCAGUGGGCGUCUCAAAGUGCCUGGCAAAAGAGAAAUCUAUGUGGCUAUCAAGACGCUGAAAGCUGGAUAUACAGACAAGCAGAGAAGGGACUUCUUAAGCGAGGCCAGCAUCAUGGGACAGUUUGAUCACCCAAAUAUCAUUCACUUGGAAGGCGUUGUCACCAAAUGUAAACCAGUAAUGAUCAUAACAGAGUACAUGGAGAAUGGCUCCUUGGAUGCAUUCCUCAGGAAGAAUGAUGGCAGAUUUACGGUCAUUCAGCUGGUGGGCAUGCUUCGUGGCAUUGGGUCUGGGAUGAAGUAUUUAUCUGAUAUGAGCUAUGUCCAUCGAGACCUGGCUGCACGGAACAUUCUGGUCAAUAGCAACUUGGUCUGCAAAGUGUCUGAUUUUGGCAUGUCGCGAGUGCUAGAGGACGAUCCGGAAGCAGCAUAUACCACCAGGGGUGGCAAGAUUCCCAUCCGGUGGACUGCACCAGAAGCAAUCGCCUAUCGUAAAUUCACAUCUGCAAGUGAUGUAUGGAGCUACGGGAUCGUUAUGUGGGAAGUGAUGUCCUAUGGAGAGAGACCUUACUGGGACAUGUCCAAUCAAGAUGUGAUUAAAGCCAUCGAGGAAGGCUAUCGGCUGCCCCCUCCAAUGGACUGUCCCAUCGCGCUCCACCAGCUGAUGCUAGACUGCUGGCAGAAGGAGAGGAGCGACAGGCCGAAAUUUGGGCAGAUUGUCAACAUGUUGGACAAGCUCAUCCGCAAUCCCAACAGCUUGAAGAGGACAGGGAGCGAGAGCUCCAGACCUAACACUGCCUUGCUGGAUCCAAGUUCCCCUGAGUUCUCCGCUGUGGUAUCAGUAGGCGAUUGGCUCCAAGCCAUUAAAAUGGACCGGUAUAAGGAUAACUUCACUGCUGCUGGCUAUACCACGCUAGAGGCUGUGGUGCACGUGAACCAGGAGUAAGUACUCAGCGAUGUAACACAAAGGUGACCUGGCCAGGAUUGGCAUCACAGCUGUCACACACCAGAAUAAGGUCUUGAGCAGCGUCCAGGCAAUGAGAACCCAAAUGCAGCAGAUACACGGCAGAAUGGUUCCAGUCUGAGCCAGUAUUGAAUAAACUCAAAACUCUUGAAAUUAGUUUACCUCAUCCAUGCACUUUAAUUGAAGAACUGCACUUUUUUUACUUCGUCUUCGCCCUCUGAAAUUAAAGGAAAAAAAAAAAAAUCUGCAGCGUUGCUUGGUGUACAGAUUGCUGAAACCGUGGGGCUUACAGAAAUGACAACCGUCAUUUGAAUUAGACUUGGAACAAAUUGUUUCUCAGAAGUACAUCCGUCCAUCACUAAUCUGUAAAAUACAUGUACCUAUAUAAAUAGACCACCGCCUCCGAGUUUCGAUGCCGUGUUUGCUGCCAGACGCUGAGCUUCUCUGAGACAUCCUCGAUCGUCUCUUCAUUUGGAAUUACAACCGUAGUAUUUUGUUUGUGGCAUAAACUACAGUCCAUCCUUCUUUCACUGGAAUGAAGACCGUGCCCAGGACCAUUUUUAAAGGACCCAGUUGUAACUUUUAAGGCUUGGUUCGUACAGUGGAUAAAACCUAAGUGAACGUCACGUGAUUCAUCAGUGUUGCUGCCCCGUGCUCCAGUCACCUGGUGGAUUAUGACGACAUGAGGGGCUGGAGAGAAAAGGAAAGUGGAUUUUAAAAUAAUAAUAGUAAUAAUAAAUCCCAAACACCCCCUUCCUGGGCAAACAAGGGACUUUGGGCCCGAGGCUGUGCCAUAUAAGUCUUAUUUGGGAACUCUACAAACUUAUCGUAACUACCUUAUGGAUAGUGGAUUGUGACAAUCUUGUGUAGGAAACUUUCAUACUUUCUUCCUUUAAAGAAGCAAGCCCAAAUCUACAAGGGAGUAGAUUCUGCUAUCUUGGUCUCACAGCCCUUCCUGUUGAUUACAAAGCCCACAGGAGCAAACAGAACACACCCUCCUCAAUUCCUCCUGGACGUGUUUCUUCUGCUUCUACUAUGAUGGUUCUGGAGCAAAGACACUGAUGAAACGAUACUCUUGGAUGAAAGGAAUAUGUUUCUGACUUUCAAAUCCUCUUUCCCGGUGAAAGAAACAGCAAACAUUCAAGCUUCAGCAUCUGUUCUCCCAUUGCACUGAGGAAUGUCCCACCUGGCAGCACCAGCUCUGCAGAGCCCUUGUUCCUGAACUCCUUCGGUUUUAUUUAUAUGUAUUUCCAUAUCUCAUUCCUGUAUGUCCCUGCUGCAUUGGUGUGGCAGCAAAUGACUGAAGGCUACAGGUUUUACCACGGACACCAGGUCAGGUGCCACCACGCAGAACAAAGCCAGUUCCCAUGAGCUGCCUAUGAUAUGCAUUGCUGAAGUAACGUUAUACCCAGGGUGUGCCAUCACAGUGAUAUAAAUAUAUUUUUUUCCUAGACUAACUAUGAGCUGACUAUCUCUUUUGAUGUGUGUACAUAGGUGUGCCUGUGUGUACGCGUGUGUAUGUGUGUAUGAGUAUAUAACCUCAUGCUUAGAACUGCCUGUGAAUGUUGUGGAAUGCUACCCAUGGAGGGGUCUGGUUUGCCACCUGUUCUGAGAUGAAGAGACACAUGAGACAGUGGGCCUGGAGACCGUGCCCCGUCCCCUUAGAAUGAAAGCCAGGAAACAUUAAAUAUCCUGUAUCUAUACGUGUAUUUUGUAGCAGCCACCCUAACCUUAAUAAGUCAUCCUACAGCUUUGGACAGAGGCAUUUUCACCUUAGCGGUGGAGUAAUUUUAGAAUAUAAAUCCAUGCAGGUGACAACCCAGCAUCAAAAUCACAAAUUCUGAUUGAACUCCUCAUCUGAAUCACCAGUUGCUUGGUGGAGGGCGAGAAGGGGAUGGAAUUUGUCUGGUACCCCCCCCAGUGGAAUACAAGUAGCCUUUGUUUUCCUGCAUAAAUGGACUUGUUGAAUGCGAACAAAUAUAUGCAAUUCAUAUACUUUCGGAGAUGAACGUAGAUGUGUGUGUCGGCUUCGAGAUGAUGUGUCCUGGAUUAAUACUUUGUCUCCCAGUGUCACAGAAAAAUACAUGCCAGUGACUCUUGAGGUUAGCAUAGUUGGGAUGAAAUGGCCUCAAGCAACUUCAGGUUCCCAGUGUACAUGGAAAGUUCUGCCGUUAUGAAUAUGCAGCUAACUUCUCUGGCCCUCAAAGAUGCAUCAGCCUCCUGGAAUCUGAGGUCCAGUGUGUGAAGAUUCAGUUUUGGUCUGAUACAUAUACCAAACUCCAGCCAACAUACUGCCAUUUUUCAUAAUCGGAGUGGCUGCCUUGCUUAUUCUAAGCUAUGGUUGCAGAAACUGUGGCCAUUUGUAUAAGCUAUAACAUCAAAUCAGGGAAAAAUGGGGAAAAAAUUCUAAACCCUAUGUUGUUGAAUAAGUAGAGAAAAUCAUCAAUAAAUAUUUAUUGCAUUCUGACAGGGUGUAUGGCAUUGUAUUCUCAUAACUAUGCCAGAGUGACAAAGUUAAUUCACCCCUUUUGGGGGACUUUAAUAUAUUUUUAAAGGGAUGUGCCUAUGCAUUGAUGCCUGAAAAAAAUAUGUAUAAAGAAAUGAGGUUGAAUCUCUGGGCGGGUUUUCUUUCCCCAGAGGUCAGGGCAGGAGACCAACUUCAGGGGCUGUAUCUGGUCCCAAGAAUGAAUGCUGCCCUAGUGAAUGCAGAUGCUAAGUCAUGCUCAGAUGCUAAAUCAUUAGGCAGCAUUAAGCUGUUCCCCUGCACCAAAUUAAGUAGCUUCACCAUGUGUUUGCUGGCCCCAAAUUAUUUUUAACAAUCUUGAGAAUGAAAUGCUUUGGUGUGUUUUACAAAGUUAUUUUAAAGAAAGGUUAUGCUCGCUACAUUGCUGGUGUGUGUGUUUUUGAGACCUCUUGUAUUCAAUCUGUGAAGGAUAUGUGUAUUAAUCCAUACACACUUAUAGCCUCAAUAUUUGUCUGAAGACACUUAAAUUCUGACAAAGGAAAGUUCUAGAAGCAAUAUUUUCACUUCUUAAACAUUCUCCAAACAACAUCAAGCAUUGAUACACACUGAAGAGUGCAUUUAUUUUUUUGUAUCACUCCAAGUAUGUUGGAAUAUGCAAGGACUGUGGUUAAAAUUAGAAUGUAUAAGGCAUAUUAUAAUUUAGUUCAUACUGAAGAAGAAAUUAACAGAACAAUGCUUGGUUCAUACAUUUUCCAAAAUUUGAACAAUCUCUUGAGUUAGACAUAGAGAUUUUCUAUUUUGUUUUAAUUUGUCAAGGUAUUUUUUCUUCCCUUCAUGAACUUUAGGUACACAUAACUUAUGUCAUUUAUUUAUGGUCUUUUAUACCUAGUUUGUAAAUUGUAAAAUAGCAAACUAAAUGCAAAGAGUUUGCAUUUGAAAAUAAUAAAGUAGUUGCCGUAUACAAA
Molecule: messenger RNA, 6561 nt
Organism: Cervus elaphus (red deer)
Lineage: Eukaryota; Metazoa; Chordata; Mammalia; Artiodactyla; Cervidae
Gene: EPHA4
Product: EPH receptor A4
Exons: 18
Coding region: 265-3114 (949 amino acids)
Biological process (GO): cell surface receptor protein tyrosine kinase signaling pathway; axon guidance; protein phosphorylation
Cellular component (GO): plasma membrane; neuron projection
Molecular function (GO): protein binding; transmembrane-ephrin receptor activity; ATP binding
Source: RefSeq, a predicted model, not a curated record